This is a messenger RNA of Diprion similis, 3677 nucleotides long. RefSeq names its product trithorax group protein osa-like. The record is from RefSeq and is a predicted model, not a curated record. Gene Ontology annotation, molecular function: RNA binding. The transcript is spliced from 16 exons. Bases 255 to 3098 code for a protein of 947 amino acids. Gene Ontology annotation, cellular component: nucleus. NCBI's taxonomy places the organism in Eukaryota, Metazoa, Arthropoda, Insecta, Hymenoptera, Diprionidae.
UGACAGUGUCAAGUAUUUGUUUCACAACAUUCUGAAUUCUUAUGCAUCAAGAUUUAAAUUGCCAUACUAAACCGAAGUAACAACAUAAAUAAAUUGUGUUGAAUGCAGUGUUUUGAUUCUUAGAUUUCUUAGGAAAAGAUUUCGCCAUUUAACUGCUCGUAGAAAAAUAAACCCGGGUGUUUUGGCGCCCGUUACUGCCUCCAAUCCUGCAUACGGCAUGUGACAUUCAAUGUGGGCCGAAUUGUUUCCCUGAAAUGACAGCAGCUGCAUUCGCUACUGUAGGCGUAGAUUCAGUGGCAAUGGCUACAGAAAAGAUUCGUAGCUCUGACUUUACAAACAAGAUUUCAACAAAUGGUGGUUUUAAGGGCCAGGAAAUGUACACAACUGAGUUUGAAAUUAAUGAAGCUCCUCCGAGUGCUCGAACGCUACUCACAAAAGGCUAUGUUCAAGAGGAAAUUAAUUCCUUUUCUGGAGCCAUUGUAUCUACUCGUGGAAGGUUUAUGACGGAGCAAGAAAAAAUAUGUUCUAAUCAGCGAUCACUUUAUUUGUAUAUACAAGGACAUACAAAGCACAAUAUUGACCUGGCUAUUCAGAAAAUAGGCGAAAUUAUUAAGACUGAGCAUCAAAGCUUUUUAAACAGGCCCAGCAGAUUUACAAAUGCUCCUCCGCCUUUGAUGAGCCUUCACUCGGCUGUACCGACUGUGGAAAAGAUAUGUGUUGGGAUUGAAAAUGCACCACAGGGGUUCGAUUUACGUGGUAGAAUUAUUGGCGCUGGAGGCUCGAACUUGUUGUACAUUCGAGGUGAAACUGGAGCUACGGUAACAUUGCGAGGACGAGGUUCACAAUUUAUAGACCCGGUUUUGGGCGUGGAAUCACCAGAGCCACUACACCUAUAUAUUGAACAUUCAAAGCCAGUGGCACUUCAGAAUGCAAAGCAACUGGCAAUUAACUUGAUUCAAACGAUGCAAUCCGAACUACAAUCUUACAUUCAACAACAACCACCCCCAGUCCAAACCCAGCAAGUCAUAGAACAAUCUCAUGUACAGCAAAUUCAACAAGCACAGUUCCAGACUAUGAAUAUUGGUGCUCUCGGUCAGCCUAAUGUAGUCACCAUCCAACACCAAGACAUUAUACAACAUCCACAGAGCAGUGUAAUGACUCUCCCAGCAACAAUACUCACUGCCACUGUUGCUGGAGCUCCGGGAGGAGGUGUUGGUGUUCCUCCACCUGGCGUACACAUUCCUGCCCAUUCGGGUCCUUUGGUGACUUCUGAUCAACCUCAGGAAAUACAGAGCUUCAUACCUCCGCCACCAGUCGGUCAGAUGCAACUAAUUGGUCCGCCACCAACGGUGAGUCAAGUACAAUAUCAGAUACAUCCAGCCCAGUCUCUACAAAUUCAGGGUAUUCAAGUACCUCCACCUGGAACUGAGUCGUCGCCACAAUCGCUGACGCAAAUGUACGUUAUGAGUCAACCUCCUCCGCAAUCUCCAUCGCAACAGAACUUCGUCUCCAGUAGUAGCGCCCCAGUCAGUGGAGCGGUUUCAUACGUCUAUACGCAGCCGAACAUUCAGCGACCUUCAACUCCGUCGCACAGCAUUAUUGAGACAGUGAAUGUUAAUUUACAUCAACCUCCACCAUCUACGUCCAUGAAUAUUACACAGCAGCCUCCUCCUCCUCUCCUUCACCUACACUUCCCCCCACCCAAUUUUUCCCACAAUCAACCACCACCGCCGCUACCUCAGACUUAUCAAAUCCAUUACCAGCCAGUUCAGACGCCCGGAUCUCAGUCACAGACGCAGUUUGUCUUACAGCCUGGAAAUCACAUUGUUCAGCAAGCACAUGAACCCCCUCCGUCGCAGUAUUUUGAAGGACAGCCUUCUUCUCAGUUUCACUUGCAAGUACCUCCACCUUCACCGCAGACGUUUUUAGUCUCUAAUUCACCAUGUGGACAACACCAACAACCACCUCCUCAAAUUGGAGAAGUACUGCAGGACCAACCGGAUAAUAGUCUUGAGCAAGGGCCACCACAGCCUGUCCCACCACCCCAAAUGGUUCCACCACCGUCUGGCAGUCACGGGCAAUCUUGUGUUGAAAUGAUGGCUCACGUUCCUCCACCAACACAAGUCCCCCCACCACAAGCAGCGCCUUGGUUAUAUCAAACUCAACAGCCGCAACCAGUUCAACAAUCACAAUCUCAAAUUCAAGUUCAGCUCCCUCCGGCAAACCUGCCUAUGCACUGCGUUCCUCCGCCACAAGUUCAAGCACAGAUUCAGUAUCAUACGCAACAAAUACAAUACCAGAAUGGGCAGAUGCAAGCACAGGUUCAUUAUACGAUUCAACCACCACCGAUGCAGCAACCUCUUGAUCAGACGCUUGAUUCGCCUCAGCAAAAUCAACAUGGCGUUAAAAGAAGAUAUUCUGAUGGAGAAUUGUCAGAGGAAUCGUCUCAACCUUACGGAUCCCAAUCUCUUCAACGACAUGGAACAGGAGAAAGUGACCGCCAGCACCAUUUCUCGGUUGGCCCACCACCAGGAAGUAUUGGCUCAGCAAACGGCGGCAGAAACAAGCUGCUUAUACCGUCUUCACAUUCAGGUGAAAAACGACGUGGCGAUAAAAACGUCUUCAGACAAGGAAAUGAGCAAAAUUAUGCUGCUCCUGAAUCAGACGGAAUGAUUCCUAUUGGACCGCCACCCCAGGCACCAUGGCAAGCUUACAUGAGAACUCCUUGGGGACGACCUCCACUGCCACCUCGAGAUGGAGAGCAUCAUGUGUUCUACCCAGUACCUCCACCGAUCAACAUGCCUCCUCCGCAGAUCCGGCCUCUUAGAAAUCAACUAGAAGAAAGCCGAUCACAGCAAUGCCGCCAAAAUGUAGGGACUGACCAUCUUUCCAGCCCCGAAUAUCACCCAGUACCUCAUUAUACAUCAAAACCUCCCCCAUAUAAUUCAGUGCCGUUAAUGCAAUCUGUUUGCAACCCUCCGCCGCCUCCCCCACUACAACAGCAACGACAACAGCAGAUGCGACAUACGCAACCCUAUCAAGUUCCAAUCUCUCAAUCUUAUCAAUCAUCCAUGUCAUGCCCACCAUGGAUGAAUUAGGAACAUGAAGGUGCUCAAUCUUAGUAAUUAUGAACUAACUACAAACAAUUAUAAUAGACGGAUAAUUAUUGUGAUACCAAAAAUCGCGAGGCGGUAUAUUUUAAUGCAAUAAUUGAUUUAUAUCAGAUGGCCAGAAUAAGUCCUGGAACUAGUCUAGAUAUAUAUUUAAAUUAUUUAUAGUUAACUUUUUUUUUUAAUUACGUUUUUCAGCUAAAUCGACUGUAAUUAAUUUGCUUGAAUGUAAUUUUACUGAAAAUAUGGGUGAAAACAGAUUCGCUUGUUGAAUGCUUUGUUGUCAUAAAAAAUGUUUUCCGAUAUUAUAAGAUAUCAUGAGCAUUAUUACCUCUGUUUCUUUCACAAUAGCUUGAUACUGUCCAGAAUUAUUAGUCAAAAUAUAGUGUAUUUGUAAAUAAUUGGAAAAAUACCUCAACGCUUGGAACGCUAAUAUUGCAGUAUUACCAGAUGAGAAUAAUUUGUUCUGAAUAGUGAAGCCUUGUCAUACGAACUACUAUAAUACUAUUUUCCACCGCGUGGCUCAAACAGCACGCGGUUUGAUUCAUAUUCAUCUUACUGUUAGUA